UACAUUUUGUUUCCCAUUUCUUGAUUUGUGCUAGUCACGAAGAUGACUGGAUCGAAUCACCCCAGGUUCCGGCUCCUGAUUGGCUGGUGUUGCCUGAUGUCCGCAGCUAUUUUGAUAAUGAUAGUAUUUCUCGGCAUAACAAAGAAACAGCUCAAUACAAGCUCAGAUAAAGAAACCAAUAAUCCAUCCAAAGAAAAACAAAUCGGUGUCCAGCCUGGUCAGUCCAUCAACCAUAUUCGUCUCAUUCGGGAAGACUCUAAGUCUUGGAUAUGCAGUCCUUCAUGUGAGAACAGCUCCCUCUCUCUGGAGAUUGAUGCUCUUAAAAUGAAUGUUAGUGGCUUGUACUACAUCAAUGCCCAGAUCUCCUUCACUCACCCAGACAAAUCCAAACAGGAGACUGUAACUUUGCUCCGGAAUGAAGGAAAUGGGAAAUCCAUGAAGAAGCUGAGUGAGGUCAGACGCGGUGAAGAAGGAUAUGUGACAAUCAACAGAAUGGUCUAUCUGCAGAAGGGAGACAGCAUCAGUCUGAUAAUCCCACAGCCCACGGUACUGUUAAAAAAUGACUGGGAAACUUACUGGGAAAUCUUCCUCCUUUAAAACCAAUAACUGUAGUAAAUGUUUUUUUAUAAGAAAUCCUUUAUAUCCUUCUCAGGGGCAUUUUUGAAUUGGGAGGCUUGUAUUUCAAUAUUUGGAGUUUAUUUUAUUUAUUUUCAAUCAAAUGAUUUAUCUGAUGGAGUAUGUAAGUGUCACUUAGAGUGUGUAUUUAUAUUACAAAAGCAAAUUGCACUGUUUCACGCUCAGAUUCUGCACUUAGUGCUCUAACCGCUAAGAAGUAACAA
Triplophysa dalaica is the source of this 839-nucleotide messenger RNA. RefSeq names its product lymphotoxin alpha (TNF superfamily, member 1) (gene lta). NCBI's taxonomy places the organism in Eukaryota, Metazoa, Chordata, Actinopteri, Cypriniformes, Nemacheilidae. The transcript has 5 exons. Gene Ontology annotation, biological process: immune response. Bases 43 to 597 code for a protein of 184 amino acids. Gene Ontology annotation, molecular function: tumor necrosis factor receptor binding. The record is from RefSeq and is a predicted model, not a curated record. Gene Ontology annotation, cellular component: membrane.